Messenger RNA from Cladocopium goreaui, 3627 nucleotides. Lineage: Eukaryota; Dinophyceae; Suessiales; Symbiodiniaceae. The record is from the annotation of a GenBank genome assembly.
AUGGCUGCACCAGAGCAACUGGCCUUGGAAGAGGCUCUCAAAAAGGGGAGCUCAGAUUUGAAGUUCACGUUGACGAGAAACGAGGUUUCAGAUGAACUGCAAGCAGCUUUUUAUAGGAAUGGGGUUACAACUAUUCCGAAGUUCUCUUCAUUCUUUCGUUCAGAGGAUGAUUUGGUGACUGUCCUGAAGGACUCCUUCAACACGGAUUCAGAUCACAGUUUGGCUGAUAGAUCUCAGGUUGCGUCAGUGAUUUGUGCGUGGCGUGAGACGCAGACUCGACAGAAGAGACAGAUAGAGGUUGAGGCAGAGAUGGAUACAAGAGAGUGGACAAAGCACAUUCCUACAGGUGACUAUAUCAACAUGAGAAAUGCAUACAUGAAGGUGCAUGGAAAGAUUGAGGAUAAGGUCACUCCAUCAAAGGAGUAUCUGGAGAAAAAGUUACAGGAACUUGAAAACGGCGAGUUCCGAGCGGAGACCAUGGCUGAGGUGGUAUCGAAGGACGAGGUGGAUCCUGAUGUGAUGAUUCCCAUUUUUGAUUCAAAGGGAAGCCUUUCUGUCAAACGGGGAUCAACAACUAUACCACUUCCUACAGGGCCUGAACAGUUGAGGCGCAGGUUGACAGUCAUGCUGAAUGCCAUUCUCAUGCUUGCUUUGAAACAUACGAAUCGUGAGGAGAUACAAGAUGUGUCACGUGAUUUGUUUGAGCGUUACAAGGACUACAUCUUGGGUGACUAUGUUUGGGGACUUUCCUCAACGGAUUUGCAUGGGAAUCAGAUCCAGACGCCUCCUUGGAGCUUGGUCCUCAGUUAUGAACAGGCUGUGAGAAAGCGUGCAUACUAUUUGAUGGUUUCAGAGCAUUUGCAGCUUGGGACAGCACUUGAACAAGCAUGGAAGUGCCCAGUUACAAAGGAGAGGCAUUUCAUUACGCCUCUUGCGCUUUACAGCAAGCGCUCUUUCCCGAAUCAGAAUUGGGGAGAAUGGAACCCAAAAGGAAAGGGUAAGGGCGGAAAGAGUCCUUGCAGAGACACAGGUGCAAGGGAACAGCACAAAUCUUCAAAGAAGAUUCUUCGGGUGCUGUAUGUUUUCUCAGGGAAACCGAGAAAGAAUUCAGUUUCAUCAUGGCUGCAAAAGUUGUCGAAACGAUACAAUGUGGCAAUAGAGGUUGAGAUGGUCGACAUUCAAGUGCGACCCUUCCUGGACCUCACUCGUGCAGAAACCCAGCAACGUUUGUUAAACAAGAUUGCAUCGGGUAGAUUUUUUGCAGUUUUAUUCAGCCCGCCAUGCAGCACCUUUUCUAGAGUGGUUUGGGCGAACAGAAGAGGACCGAGGCCAGUUAGAUCCUUUGUGCAGCCACGUGGAUUUACAAGACUUACAUGGGCAGAGCGUAAACGUGCAAUGUGGGGCAAUACAAUGGCGGAUUUUACAUUCAAAGCUUUUGAAAUGCAGGUGGACCAAGGUGGCAUGGCUUUGUUUGAAAACCCAGAAGACUUGGGAGCGAUCAAGUCGGGGGAGCACAGAGGUAAACGACCAGCGAGCAUGUGGCAGUGGACUGAGUUUCAACGUCUUCUGGAAAGGCAAGAUGUUGAAACGGUUGCGCUUUAUCAGCAAGACUUUGGGACUGAGUACUUGAAACCAACAAGGUUGAUGCUGGCGAAUUUCAAGUAUCAUCAUGAAUCCUUCUGCAAAGGUGGGCCAUUUUUUGAUGAGCAAGGUUUUUACGCUGGUCCACUGGAGUCCAGGGACGCAACAAGACAGCUUGGAACAAACUCUGACACUCUCCCAUACCCCAUCUUGAAACCAGAUGGACAUAAACUCUACGGUGGCACUGGAAAUCCGAGACAAUGUCAGCAACCGGGUAAGGAGAGACAGUUUCAUGACGGUGCAGGCCUUUCUUCAAUGGGUAGAUGGGAUGCAAACAAGCGCAUUUGGUCUGAGACACCCUUUUGGAAAGAACUGAGAAAGGAGACCUUGGAGAUGAUCCUCAAACACGUUGGGGACGAGAGGACAUUGAACAGAGCUUGUUUUGAGAUGGCGGUGCGUGGCGAGGAAGGAUGUGCUAUUGUUUCUGAUGAAGAGCUAAAAGCCAAGAUACGCGCACUUUGGAUCAGACUCUUGGAAAAACAUGGUAGCAAACAGGAGGGAUUGGAGACCAGAGCAGAAGGUCAACCUUUUUACUUGAGGCUCAUGAAGGAGUUGCUAGCUUUUGCAGACGAUGUUGACAGGGAAUUUCUCUUGGAAGGCGAAGUGGGUUUUCCUGUAGGUGUCUUGGCACCACUUCCAAGAACGCCUCACGUCUAUGAGGAACAAACCAGCUGGCGUUUGGAGGAAGAGCCGCUCAUGAGAGAGGAGGUCUGGCGUUCAAAUUACCAGUCAGUGGACCUUCAUACUGACUUUGUCUACAGCCAUUUUGAGGAGGAAUGCCAAGAAGGCUUGAUGGAGAAACUGACUUUGGAACAGGCAAAAGAGAAGUACGGUGACAAAAUAGCUAUCUCUUCUCUUGCAGUCUUGGAUCAGAUGUCGGGACAAAGUCAGAAGUCCCAGUGCACGGGAGAAGCAGUACCUGUUGGCGCUUUUCAAGGGCCAAAACAGUUCAGUUUGCAGUGUAGUAGGAGACAUCAGCAAAGCACACCGGAGGAUGACAACUUUAUUUACGUGAAUAAGGUUGGCACAUUUGGAGUUGCAUGUGCAUCAUACUGGUGGUCAAGGAUUUCUGGAGCCGGCGUGAGGCUGAUACAUGAGUUGCUGGGCCGUGACAUGGCAAUUGAUAUACUUAUUUUUGCGGACGAUAUAGAGGCCAUCGCGGCCAACGCUGGUGGAAGGGCAACUUGGAUGCGCAACUGGGUUCUGGAAAUGGCCAAUAGCGGAGUUACAACUUCCAAGAACUUUGAGCAAGGACGCUUGCGGAUACCAGCUAUGAUCAGGGCUAUACUACUCUUCUUGGGGUCCAGAUUUGAAGAAGGUGGCCAAUUGCAGGAACCACCCCCUUUGGCAGGCAAUUACAAAGCUGAGCAAAGCCUCCUUUUUUACACUGAUGCCAAGGCCACUGAACAUGGAGCAUGGAUAGGCGGUUACAAACAAGACAACGAUGGCAACGUGCUGGAGUGGUUUUCAGAAGAGAUACCGCAUUCGUGGGCGGAAUGGAUGACGUUGAAGAAAGACCCAAAAAGGGUUAUUGCGACAUUAGAGUUGUUGGCGAGCUUAGUAGCUGUUAAGCUUUGGAUGCCACAGAGCAAGGAGCAUACCAAAGCCACCUGCUAUUUGAAGGGUAUGACUGACAAUUUAGGCAACACCUUUGCUGUUUCAAAGUGGAUGAGUACGAAGUUUCCCUUGACAGUUUUUGUCAUGGAGUUAUCAGAAACCUUGAGGCGGGGCAACUGCCUACUUUCACUGGAUUGGGUCAGGCGAGACGACAACCAGCUCGCUGACGACUUGACGAACCAGGUUUUUGAUAAGUUUGAAAUGAAGUUGAGAGUGAGGUGGAAGCCCGAAGCACAGGAGUGGCACAUACUGAAUCAGUUUCUUGAGCACUCCAAAGGCUUCCACAACGAGAUGAAGAAGAGAAAAGCGGAAGUGCUUCCGCCGGUUGCCCAGGUCAAGAAAACACGAAAAAAGUUGAGCCCCUGGUAG